This is a messenger RNA of Danio rerio (zebrafish), 1966 nucleotides long. It is a transcript of the gene itprip, whose product is annotated as inositol 1,4,5-trisphosphate receptor interacting protein. NCBI's taxonomy places the organism in Eukaryota, Metazoa, Chordata, Actinopteri, Cypriniformes, Danionidae. Gene Ontology annotation, cellular component: plasma membrane; nuclear outer membrane. The record is from RefSeq and is marked provisional.
GGUCACUUCCUGGAUGUGAGAGCAGCUUCAAGUCGUCGUGUGGAGCAGAUGAGGAAACCGAGGAGUAACGGAACCGCGCUUUCUCUCGUGUCGGUUCAGUUUCAGGCUGAAACAAUGAGCAACGCUGGACUUUAACUCUUGGAUUACGGUACACACACUAAAGGAUGCAAGGUGCGAUUGCACGAGUUUGCAUGGUGGUAGUAGCGGCAAUCCUCAACCACCCCCUUCUUUUCCCCAACGAAAACACCACCGUCCCCGAGCAAGAUGAAGACCUCCUGGCCCGGAUGAAAGAGCAUCAAGAGAAACUUGAGGCUGAACAGAAGCGCCUGGAGCAGGAGAUCUCACAGAAUGAAACAUCUGUGAUCGGUGAUCAAGACGGUUAUGGCUGGUACUUUUGGAGUGCCCUCUGCCUUGUCAUUUUCUUUACGAUUGAGGUUUGCAGGCAGGAUAUAAUCCCUGCUGAAAUUCCAGACCCUGCAGAAGACGAAGAUGGAGAUUGCAGUACUGGUUAUCUCAGCGCUAAGUCUAUCGUAUUAGAUAGAGGUACCCUAAAUAACUUCUGCAGGACCCGCUUCUUUCCUUACACCAAUGAAAGUGGUAGAGUGCGGGAAUUUAUUGAGGGCUUUGCUGAUGAUUUGCUGGAGGCAUUGAGAAGUAUUUGUGACCUGGAAGCUGACCUGGAAGUUGAGGACUUUGUUGGGAUAGGCAGUAUGUUCGAAUCCUGGAGGGUCUCUAAACCUCCUACAUGUGACCUAAUUGUGCCUUUUUCUCCUCCGCAACCACUCAGGUUUCAGUUUGAACUCUGGUGCGACCCUUCCACUGAAAUCCCACUAGACCUGCAGGGAUGUGGAAGGAUUCAACUCAUUAAACCCGGUGGAAAUGGCACGGAUUGUCUUUGUGGCUCUACCGAUCUUGGUGAUGAUAUGCUGUGUUUGCUUCAUAAUAGAAAUGAGUGUGAAGUACUUGAGGACAAUGCUUUGCCGGAGCUCCUCUGUGCAAGGGACACCACAUAUUUGUCAAAAGGUCAGAUCAUGAGAUGUUUCCAGAUUUCUGUGAGCAAAGCUUGGGGCCAAAUCUCUCAUAAGUACGACUUUGAGCUGGCAUUUCGAAACCUGGACUUUCCUGGAGCUCUGAAAAUCAAAUUUCCAUCCGGAAAGACAGUCGUCCUUAAUCUUACCCCUGCUGUUCAGUUUGAGAACACGGAUGCUUACCUCAUCUCUCAUUUCCCAUCUGACACUAGCAAGUCCUCAGACACUCAUUGGCAACUCUCGCUAAGCGUUUAUGAGAAGAAUCUGCUUAAACACCUAGCGAAAAGCCUUCCUACUAAUUCCUGUCACAUUCAUUGCCUUCAAAUAGUUGCUUUUUUGCACAAAAAGCAGACCACAUUGACAGGGAGAAGUGCCUUUUGUAAUUAUCAUAUAAAAACAGCGCUGUUGCAUUUGUUGUUGAGUAAACGUCCUGCAAUGUGGCAGCCGCAGAAUCUCGAUAGCCGAUUACGAGAUCUGCUCAGCUUCCUUCAACAAAGCCUGGAAGAAAAGAAACUCUAUCAUGCUCUUGUUGGGAACUCUCGCAUCCCGGUUGAAAUUCUUGUUCCCAAAAUAAUUCGUACCGCAGAGCCGAUAAACUUAUAUAGGCCUCUUGUGUUACAAAGACACGUUUACGCCAAAAUGGAGGAGCAUUUUGAGGAGAUGGUCAGAAAUACCUCAGUGCUUGUUCAGGAAUAUACGCCUCAUUUUUCGAAUGGUCACGUGAGGCAUGAAUUCAGCUCAGCGGAGCAAAUUUAGACUCUGGUUUCGAGUGCUGGGAACUUCAACAGCCUCAUUACAUGAAGUAAUGCACCUUCAAUGUAAACCACAUAUUAAGCACUGACUGUUACUGUUGCGAUUAUGAUGUAUGGGGUUUCUUCAACUAUGGACACUUUUAGAUCAUAGGUGCAACUUAAAACUAUUUUUAUAUAUAAAGGCCA